Molecule: messenger RNA, 168 nt
Organism: Hypanus sabinus (Atlantic stingray)
Lineage: Eukaryota; Metazoa; Chordata; Chondrichthyes; Myliobatiformes; Dasyatidae
Product: cytochrome b-c1 complex subunit 10-like
Exons: 1
Coding region: 1-168 (55 amino acids)
Biological process (GO): mitochondrial electron transport, ubiquinol to cytochrome c
Cellular component (GO): mitochondrial inner membrane
Source: RefSeq, a predicted model, not a curated record
AUGCUGCAGCGAAUUCUUGGGCCCAGACAUGGGCAGCUGCUGAAGAUCUGGAUUCCAACUAUCAGUACAUGGGGAGCUGUGGCUGGUGUACUGCUGGUCUACGCUACAGAUUGGAAAGUUGCAGUUAGCUGUAUCCCAUGUAUGAAAGGAAAAUUCAAGAGUGAUUGA